UCUCCCAACCAAAGCCAGCGGCUCACACUGUCUCUGCCCAAGGGAUCGUUAACCCCUGCAAUCCUGGCGUACCUUCCAGCGCUUUGAAGCAGGCAAAACCCCUCCCGAACAGGAGGAGGAGGAGGAACGGGACAGCAGGCUCGGCGUUAAUCAAGAGAGUGAAGUGGACAGAGCCUCUUCGCCACUACUGCCCCGGCGGCUCGAUGCCUCCGCUUCAGGCUCCUUCCCCGGGCGCCUGAUGCGAUGCCCCGCAAACACAGCGAUGCGAGUGGGCUGUGGAGGGAGAACAGCCCCGGUGCCAGAGGGAAGAGUGCAGGCGGGGACGGGUUCCGGCUGCAGGAGGUGGCAGCGAGCGACGUGGAGACCGGCCUGAACCCGGGCUCCGAGCGGUGCGGCGGCCGUGACGGGACGCUGCCGCUGACCAGCGAGGGGAAAGGACCGAAUGUGUUGAUCAAAGCCCUGGAGAGGCGCCGGAGUAACGCGCGCUACCGCAAGGUCCAGAAUCUGCUCUACAACGUCCUGGAGAGACCCCGGGGCUGGGCGUUCACCUACCACGGGUUCGUGUUCCUGCUGGUCUUUGGCUGUUUGGUUCUGUCUGUGCUCUCUACAAUCCCGGAACACGCCAUUCUCGCUUCACACUGUCUCUUCAUCCUGGAAUUUGUGAUGAUCGUGGUGUUCGGACUGGAGUUCAUCAUGCGGAUAUGGGCGGCGGGCUGUUGCUGUCGGUAUCGUGGGUGGAUGGGCCGUGUUCGCUUUGUGCGGAAGCCUUUCUGCAUCAUUGAUAUCAUCGUACUGAUCGCCUCCAUCGCAGUCAUUGCCGCCGGCACUCAGCAGAACAUUUUCGCCACAUCUGCCCUCCGUAGUCUUCGCUUCCUGCAGAUUCUCCGCAUGGUGCGCAUGGACCGCCGAGGGGGCACUUGGAAGCUGCUGGGCUCCGUGGUCUAUGCACACAGUAAGGAACUGAUCACGGCGUGGUACAUCGGAUUCCUGGUGCUCAUUUUCUCCUCGUUCCUUGUCUACCUGGUGGAGAAGGAUUCCAAUGUGCAGUUCGCCACAUACGCAGACGCUCUGUGGUGGGGCACAAUCACACUGACAACCAUCGGCUAUGGGGACAAGACUCCCACCACCUGGCUGGGGAGGCUGCUGUCGGCUGGAUUUGCCCUCCUUGGGAUCUCCUUCUUCGCACUUCCUGCGGGGAUCCUCGGCUCAGGGUUUGCCUUAAAGGUUCAGGAACAGCAUCGGCAGAAACAUUUUGAGAAGAGGAGGCAUCCAGCAGCAAGCCUCAUUCAGGCUGCUUGGCGGUUUUACUCCACGGAUGGGAGUCGCACCUACCUGCGUGCUACCUGGCGAUUCUACGAGAGCAUCCUGUCACCGAUCAGCUACAAAUUAAGUUUUAAGGAUCGGGUACGAAUGGCCAGCCCCAGGGGUCAGGGAGUGAAGGGCAGACAAGCCUCGCUCGGCGCCGACCGCCCAUCACCUAGCAACGAACCCACCGCGGAGACCAGCCCCAGCAAGAUGCAGAAGAGCUGGAGCUUCAAUGACCGGACUCGACUGCGACCUUCACUUCGAUGUAAGACCAGUCAGGCACGGGGCACCUCAUCCGAUGCUAUCAUGUCUCCAGAUGAAGGCUUUGAUGAGAGGGCAGUUCACCCAGAGCUCUUUGUUGAGGAGCUUACACCCGUGUUCAAAACUGUGAUUAGAGCCAUUAGGUUUAUGAAGUUCCAUGUUGCAAAGAGAAAGUUCAAAGAGACUCUGCGACCGUACGAUGUGAAAGAUGUGAUUGAGCAAUAUUCGUCUGGACAUUUGGACAUGCUCGGUAGGAUCAAAAGUCUGCAGUCACGCGUGGAUCAUAUUCUUGGGAAAGGACAGUUCACAACAGAAAAGCGUUCUCGCGAGAAAGGACCAUCGGACAAUGACAUUGCUGCUGAUCUUAGUAUGAUGGGACGUGUGGUAAAAGUGGAGAAACAGGUACAGUCCAUUGAGUCAAAGCUUGAUGCGCUCUUGGACGUCUACAGACAGUGUCUGCGGAAAGGGUCAGUCUCGGCGCUGACUCUUGCAUCCCUGCAGAUGCCUUCGCUGGAGCUCGAUCAAACUUCUGAUUAUCAAAGUCCAGUGGAAGGGCUCAGCUCAGCCCGACUUAGCAACUGUACAUCAAGAUCUACCAGUGCCCGGGGACUGCAGCUCAUCCUCACACCAGAUGAUCCAAGUGGCCCCUCUUAUGGACACGUCAGCCUGACCACCCAGCCGCAGGCUGUUCCCAGUACCAAGGGUGACAGACCCACAAUGGCAGUGCCUAAUCCAGUGGUCCCACCUUCUAAGGAGACAGUGACAUCUCAACAGUUGCCAUCCUUCCAGACCACCAGCGGGCCGCUUCCUCUCCAGAUCAUUCCCGUCACUUCACAGGGGUUUGAUUCCAAUAUCACCACAUGCCUUGUCUCUGGCCAAAGGGCAGACCUUAGUUUCACUCAGGACACCCCAUGGCGGCGGAGUCAGAGUGCAGAGAACGAAUCCCUGGUCAAUGUUUGCCCAGCGACGGACAAACCUUUAGAACACUCCCUGUCUGUGCAAAAUCUGAUCCAGCCCACUCACGAACUGAGGGUGCCAUUCACAGACAGGAACCACAGGAGCGCCAGAGCAUGUCAAGAGCACUAUCCCAAAUGGACAGCAUCGCGAUUCUUGGUUGGAGGUGAGGAGGUCAGCCCAGAAAUAUUUGAAAGCGCAAAUCCAAUGAGGCCUGGCGUGCCCAGAACGUCACGAGUCAUUGAACAAGCAGAGGACCCAGUAAGGUCCUUGAGCAUGUCUCCAAUUCAUCUAAAGUGAGAACAAAAGAAACCUCCCUUCCACAAGUCUCCAAUAUGCAUUGUCUCUUGGACUGUCUUUGCCUUUGAGACAAAUCAUGAAACUUUCUAGUGUAACAUAGCGAACAAAUGAAAGAGGCACUUAUGGGUCUAGUUGCAUGAAUAAAUGCAUGCCAAAUUGAAAAUGAGAUUGUUUUAAAGUAUUGUGGGAGCAGCUUGUUUCUUUGAUAAAUCAGGAAUUAUUUUUGUAACAAAUGUGCAUAGAGGUAAUUUGAUGAUGUUCCAGUGAAUAGUUCAGGGAUCUGGACUGAUUAAGACUACUUUUAUUUACAGUACAGUUGUGUCUUCAAACUUCUGUGGUGUUUAUGAUACCCUGUCAUCCCAUCCAGGUAAAAACCCCUGUUUAUAUCAGAAGGGUUUCUCUGCUUCAUUUGAGGUACAAAAGAUAGACACAUUCUUUAUGAAAAAUGUUUAUAAAAUAUUCAACAUUACUUUGAAAGAUAAUUGCUGAAUAUUCUGUUGAACUUCUUAUUUUAAGGUUCAGGUUGUUUGAAGGACCUUUCUGUGCAGAGAGAAGUGUCAGAACAGCCAAGGAGGCAGAUGGUGAUGGAGCACCACUGAUAGUGUGAUGUUCAACUCUGAAUGCACUGUAUGAUGAUCUAAAUAAUGUGGCUUCCUUUGAAGCAGACCCUGCCUUGGACAACCUCUUUUCCAAUAGAAUAAGAUAUUAAUGCCUCACUAAAAAAAAACAAAGACUUAUUGUAGAAUGCUUUGUAUAUCAUUUUCUUAAUGUAUGUAUAAGAGAUGCUGAUAUUUGUACUGAUUAGAUAUAUAAUAUCAAGUUUGAACAGCAGCCUGGCUGGUAGAUCCAGAUGCUGCUCUGAAGCACAAUUUGCUGAGCAAUUGAUCAUAUUGUAGAAAACUAGAAUCGUACAGUGCAGAAAGAGGCCAUUCGGCCCAUUGUGCCUUUUCUGUCUGUUUGAAAGAGCCAUCCAUACAAUCCUACGCCUCCUUCCCUGAGUGAAAUUUGUUUUUUCAGUUAUUUAUCUUAAUUCCUCACACAAAAUAUAAUUGAAUUUACUUCUUCCCUCUUUACAGUCAGUGCAUCUCUAACAACUUAGUGUGCUCAUUGUUUACUUUAGACCAUAAAACCAUAAGACAGAAUCAAAACCAAAAUUAAUAUCACUGAAGUAUGCCAUGAGAUUGUUUUGCAGCAGCAGUGUAGUGCAAUACAUUUAAAUACAACAAGUUACAGGAAGAAAUUAUAAAUAACCCAAUUCUCCUGCCUUCUCCAUAAUCUGUUGCACUUACUAAUCAGCCUAUUAACCUCUACUUUAAAUGUACCAAAUGACUUGGCAUCCACAGGUAUCUGCAGCAAUGAAUUCCACAGAUUCACUACCCUCUGGCUGAUGAAAUUCCUCCUCACCUCUGUUCCAAGGAGAAGUCCUCGUAUUCUGAGGCUGUGCCUUCAUGUCCUAGACUGUCCCACUCAAGAAAGCAUCCUCUCCACAUCCACUCUAUCUAGGCUUUUCCCCCUUCAUUCCUCUAAACUCCAGUUAGUACAGGGCCAGAGCCAUCAAAAGCACCUUGUACUUUAACCCUUUAAUUCCCAGAUCAUUCUCGUGAAUCUCCUCUGGACCCUCUCCAAUACCGGCACACCCUUUCUUAGAUAAGGGGCCCAAAACUGCUCACAAUACUCCAAGUGCGGUCUGAUCAAUGCCUUAUAAAAGCUCCACAUUACAUCCUUGCUUUUAUAUUCUAGUCCUCUCAAAAUGAAUGCUAACAUUGCAUUUGCCUUCCUCACCACUGACGCAACCUGAACGUUUUGCCAACUAUCUUUAAGUUUUACCUUUGGCCAGUAUAACCUUCAGGAUUUUGAACAGUUUUGUUCAGUCCAUCCUCAGGCUUAUCCAUGGUGAGAUGAAACUGACCAGAAAUCUGUUAAACAGACUUUAGAUAAUCAACCCUAUUCUCUUACACUUUCCUCCAUAAGCUUUGAUCAGGAAACUAUCCCCAUUACUUACCCAGGUCCCAUAUAGCACAUCCAACAGUACAAUACAGAGGCAAUCCCUUCAGCCCACAAACUAAUUAAAUUAGCGAUUAAAUGCCUAACUAAACUAAUCACUUGUGACUUUACAGCAUAUUCCACCAAUCUCUACGCAUUUACGUGCCUGUCUGAGAGCCCCCUAAACACCUCUAUAUGCCUCCACCAGAACCCAAGCCAGCACAUUCUAGGCACCCACCAUUCUCCACGUAAUAAAACUUUCCCCUCAAAUCUCCUUUGAACUUAUACCCUCUCACCUUAAACAUGUGCCCUCUAUUAGACAUUUGGACACUGGGAAAAAGGUACCAGCUCUCGCUUCUCUAUCUAUACCUUUAAUAAUCGUAUAAAUUUCUAUCAUAUCUGGUGCCGUUCUAAUAUAUCUGCUGGGAUCUUUUUCCAGGGUUUGACAUCCUCUCUGUAGUGUAGUAUCCAGAAAUAAUCACAGAGAGCUAACAGGGACCUAAACAUUGAUUUACAUAGACCGAUGGACUGAUCUGUACACUGCUGAGGACAGACAACAGCAAUCGGACACCUCCUCUUACUUAGCCCUGAAUCAGGACCCCAAUGCGAAACAUUAGACCACUGUCUCCUGCACUAUCGCGACCCAUUUAUAGAGACCCCCAUCACCUCAGAAUUCUCCCUUCUACAGCCUCUAACUUCAUUGUUCCCCAACACUCCCUCCCCCCACUGCCCAUUUCUACCUCCAACCCUAAUCCUGAUGAAGAGUCUUCAUCCAAACUAUUGACUGUCCAUUUCCCUCCAUAGAUGCUGCCUGACCCACUGAAUUCUUGUGUGUUGGUGGUUUAUGAAGGUUUUGCUUAGUGCUCCUCCUGUACUUGUAUCCACUUGUAUGAAAGCACAGAAUUUCAUACUUAUUUUAAGCUGUUUUUCUAACUUAGUCGUGCCGCUUUCAAACUCGUGUUGUAAACUUCCAGGCUUGCACAGGAACAGCCCUUCGGCCCAACUAGUCCAUGCCAAACUGUUAUUCUGCCUGGUCCCAUCAACUCAAACUGGUCCAUAGCCGUUCACUCCCUCCCAUCCAAACUUCUCCUUAACGUUGAAAUUAAUCCCGCAUUUACCACUUCUGCUGACAGCUCAUUCCACACACACACCACCCUCCGAGUGAAGUUCCCCCUCAAUAUCUCACCUUUCACCCUUUAACUACAACCUGCAGUUCUCAUCUUACCUAACCUCAGCAUGUCUAUAUACCUCAUAAAUUUGUAUACCUCUUUCAAAUCUCCCCUCAUUCUCCUACACUCCAGGGAAUAAAGUCCCAAGCUAUUCAGUCUUUCCCUAUAACUCAUGCUCUCAAGUCCUGUCAACAUCCCUGAAAAUUUUCUUUGUAUUCUUUCAGUCUUGUUGAUAUCUUUACUGUAGGUAAGCGACUGGAACUGCACACAAUACUCCAAAUUUGGCUACACUAAUAUCUUAUACAACUUUAACAUAACAUCCCAACUUCUGUGCUCAGUACUCUGAUCUAUGGAGGCCUAUGUGUCAAAAACUCUCUUUAACGCCUUAUCCACCUAAGACACCUUUUUUGAAUGAAUUAUGGAUCUGUAUUUCAAAGGUUUCAAAGGUACAUUUAAUGUCAGAGAAAUGUACACAAUAUACAUCCUGAAAUGCAUUUUCUUCCCAACCAUGCACGAAAAACAGAGGAGUGCCCCAAAGAAUGAACGACAGUUAAAUGUUAGAACCCCAAAGUCCCCCCCCAGCUCCCCUCCUUCCCGUGCAUAAGCGGCAGCAAGCAACGAUCCUCCCCUCCCCCCACCAGCAAAAAAAGAAAAAAAAGCAUCAGCACCCACCACUGAGCACUCAAGCGUGAGCAAAGUAACUGCCAGGACACGGACUACUUGUUCACUCGGCAUCCAACAUACCAUGGGCUCUCUCUCUCUCCCUAAUAAAGGAGAGAGAGAUGUCUCCGUUUCACAGCGAGAGGGGAGACAUAACAAACAACUCAUUGGUUUACGAUGUUAAAAGUCCAUUGCGUCACUUUUUCCGAGCUCUGUGCCCAAAGAUCUCGGGUCUCUGGGCACACAGCCUUAGAUCUUCCAUCUCCCACAACACUCUAGUCUUCUGCUUGGACACCGACCUCCGAUCCCCCCAUCUCCAGAGCCACGAAAACUCGGUCCUCCGAAGGUGAGCUAAGCCCUUAGGCCGAACCCUUGGCAUGCCAAACAACGGCCAGUUGUGAAACCCCAAGAGCGGGUCCCAUUCCCACAAAGAACCAUAGUCAGCGUAUAACUCCAGAUCAGGGUCUUCAAAAGAACCCUGAAAGGGAAAAAUAGAGAUUUUCAGACACUUUGCAGACACUGCCACUUCUAU
Messenger RNA from Mobula hypostoma (lesser devil ray), 7164 nucleotides. RefSeq names its product potassium voltage-gated channel subfamily KQT member 5-like. Gene Ontology annotation, biological process: potassium ion transmembrane transport. Gene Ontology annotation, molecular function: voltage-gated potassium channel activity. The record is from RefSeq and is a predicted model, not a curated record. The transcript is spliced from 13 exons. Gene Ontology annotation, cellular component: membrane; voltage-gated potassium channel complex. Lineage: Eukaryota; Metazoa; Chordata; Chondrichthyes; Myliobatiformes; Myliobatidae. Bases 244 to 2820 code for a protein of 858 amino acids.